UGACAAUAUAUAUAACAUGUAGCUUUUCACAUGUAGGCAUGGUUUUCAGACAGGUGAUAGAAUGUUCCGGUUCUGCGUUCUUUUCUCACUGUUAGCGGUUGCGAACACAAGCAUCGUUCCGCGCUCCUACCAAUGCGGUAACCAGUCUUAUUUCACAGCCGACUACGGAAUAAUCCGAAGUCACUCCGGUUACGACGUCGGACAUGAUUACGGCAAAAACCUUGACUGCGUGUGGACGAUAGCGGCACCGGAAGGAAAAUUCGUAUUUCUGGUGGCUACCACAUUUCAAUUAGCGGGAACAAGUUGCUCGAACGAUUACCUCGAGCUGUUUGAUGGUGCCAACACAAACGAAAAUAGCCUGGGAAAAUUCUGUGGGAGCGCAUUCGCCCCCAUCUCUUCGAGACAGCGAUUCCUCACUCUCAACUUUGUAACCGAUUGGAGCAUCGGCUUGCGCGGUUUCGAGCUGUUCUACAACUUCACAGAUCACGUGAUUCGAACGUGUCUGCCGGGUCAAUUCUUCUGCAACAACUCCAACUGCGUACCGGGCAGCUACCGAUGUGACGGCCAGGACGACUGCGGCGACGACAGCGACGAGAAAAAUUGUCAAACUGUAUCCACUCACGAAGUCUGCGAUUUCGGCAAAGGUAGAUUUCGGUGUACGAAUGGACAUUGCUUAUGGAGAGAAUGGAUGUGUGAUGGAAUAGAUGACUGCGGGGACAUGUCGGACGAGAUCGGAUGUGGAGUAACACCGCCAUGUGGUCAAACCCACUUUACAGGAGACACGGGCAACAUCAGUAGCGCCAACUUCCCCUAUAAUUACCCACCGAACUUCCACUGCUCAUAUCACGUGACUGCACCGGUGGGAACAAAGAGUAUUUCGUUUUCGUUUGUCAAACCGUUCAGCAUAGAGUCAACCGUUGACGGUAGCUGUAAAUUCGACAAUGUCUCUGUCUCCGGAAAGAACGGUGAAAAAAUGCAUGGUCCAUUUUGUGGCCCGCAUAUACCAUCGCCUUUUGAGAUCCAGGGCAACGAAGCGGAAGUCCAGUUCAAUGCAGAUGAUUCUAACCAAUAUGCAGGUUUCAUGUUGACCUGGUCGGUUGCAGGUUGACUGCAUUAUGUCACGUGUCGUCGUUAUAUUCUUCCGAAAUAAAAAUUACAAACAGUG
Messenger RNA from Dreissena polymorpha, 1165 nucleotides. RefSeq names its product cubilin-like. NCBI's taxonomy places the organism in Eukaryota, Metazoa, Mollusca, Bivalvia, Myida, Dreissenidae. The coding region runs from base 62 to 1108 and encodes 348 amino acids. Gene Ontology annotation, molecular function: protein binding. The record is from RefSeq and is a predicted model, not a curated record. The transcript is spliced from 9 exons.